CUUCGCCCUCGCCAUCGAGCCUUGACCACUCGAAUCCAUCGUCACCUCACCUCUCCUCCCUCCAAUACCGCUCGCCAAUCACACGUGAUCUGGACAUACAAUGCUCGCUCGGUCAUGCCUUCGUUCAGGAACGGUGCUCAAGACUGUGGUGAGACAGUCAACCAGGAGAACUACAUCGACAAACACAGGCAAUGCGGCAAAGAGCGAUAGGAGAUUGAACAUCGCCGGCACUGUGUCUACGGUUGCUGCGAUCGGAAGUAUUGGACUAUACUAUCAGCAAUAUGGGUUCGGCUUUUCAGAGGUACAUGCUAUGACCAUGGCUGAGGAGGGGUUACACCCGGCGCAUUAUCCAUGGGAGCAUCAAGGAUGGUUAAAGACUUUUGACCACCAAGCCCUUCGCCGUGGCUUCCAAGUCUACCGCGAAGUAUGCGCUUCCUGCCAUUCCCUCUCCCGCGUUCCGUGGCGCGCUCUCGUUGGAGUUUCACACACCGUCGACGAAGUCAAGGCCAUGGCUGAGGAGAACGAAUACGAUGACGAGCCCAACGACAUUGGGGAAAUUGUGAAGCGUUCGGGGAAGCUCUCAGAUUACAUCCCCGACCCAUAUCCCAAUGAGCAGGCUGCACGUGCUGCUAACCAGGGAGCGUAUCCUCCCGAUUUGUCUCUCAUGGUAAAGGCCAGACAUGGCGGUUGCGAUUACAUAUUUGCACUACUCACAGGAUACCCGGACGAGCCUCCAGCUGGGGCUGUAGUUCCGGAGGGGUUGAACUUUAACCCUUACUUCCCAGGAACUGGAAUUGCCAUGGCAAGAGUCCUGUACGAUGGCUUGGUAGAGUACGAGGAUGGAACCCCGGCCACUACCUCCCAGAUGGCCAAGGAUGUUGUCGAGUUCUUGAAUUGGGCCGCCGAGCCGGAAAUGGACGACAGGAAGAAGAUGGGCAUGAAGGUCAUCAUCAUCACCACCGUUCUUACGGCGCUCAGUAUCUGGGUGAAAAAGUACAAGUGGGCUCCAAUCAAGGCGAGAAAAUUGAUCUACAAUCCACCGAAGGCAUAAAUCCCCCUCCCUCGAACAAAAAUUCUUCAAACCUAAAAUAGAUUGUUGCUAUGGGAAACCGGGGGGAGCCAUGGGGAAAAUACUGGUAUCUGUUCUGUUGUGGAGAGCGGGGGAAUGUCAGAUAGAACCUUUUUUUUUUUCCUCAAAAAAAAUAAAAACUGAAAC
Tuber melanosporum (Perigord truffle) is the source of this 1216-nucleotide messenger RNA. RefSeq lists its product as uncharacterized. Gene Ontology annotation, biological process: mitochondrial electron transport, ubiquinol to cytochrome c. Bases 101 to 1051 code for a protein of 316 amino acids. Lineage: Eukaryota; Fungi; Ascomycota; Pezizomycetes; Pezizales; Tuberaceae. Gene Ontology annotation, molecular function: heme binding; electron transfer activity. The record is from RefSeq and is a predicted model, not a curated record. The transcript has 6 exons.